Molecule: messenger RNA, 3228 nt
Organism: Dictyostelium purpureum
Lineage: Eukaryota; Evosea; Eumycetozoa; Dictyosteliales; Dictyosteliaceae
Exons: 7
Coding region: 1-3228 (1075 amino acids)
Source: RefSeq, a predicted model, not a curated record
AUGAAAUUAAACAUUUUUUUAUUAUUUAUUUUUUUAGUUAAUAUUAGUUUUGUAAAAUCAUUACAGGAUGAAGAUUGCUUAAAAGCAUUAUUGGCCAAAUUAUUCAAUAUAAAUGAUGUUGAAUUUUGUGGAAACCCAGUUAUUACAAGGGACUAUUAUUAUGAAAGUAAAUGUUCAGAUUCCAAUACAAAAAUUCUUGAAAAACUAUCUAUCAAAGGGAAUGUACCCACUCCCAGUAAUCCAUCCCCUCCAUCUUUAGUAUAUGGUGAUUUAAGCUGCUUUGAAAAUAUUAAUCAAUUAAAUUUAUCAUUAAUAGCAAUAAAAAAAGAUGCACUAGGUGCAGAUGAUCAAAAAAAUGUUGCAAAACAAAUUAUUUUAACCUCGUGUAUUUUUGAUGAUGGAAUAAUUGUAUCUGAAGGCUCUAUUUUGCCAAAAGGUCAAUUCUAUUUAGAAAUUUUUAUAGAUUCAUUCUCAAACUUUAAAGAAUUACGUUUUAGAUCUAUUAAAUACAUAACUUCUUUUAAUUUGUAUUCAAAUGCUGUCCCAAAAUUAACAGAUCUAAAGAUAUUUAAUUUCUAUUUAAAGAUUAUUGGGGAUUUAUCCUCGGAGUCAAUUGAUAAUUUAGGUACUUUAAAUCAAGUUGAACUAUUCACAUUUUCAAAUGAUAAAGAAAUUGAAUUUCCCAAACAAAUAUUUUCACCAAAUAAUAAAUUCAACCAACUAUCUCUAGUACCUAAAUUUAAACCUCCAACAGAAUACAUAACCUUACCAAAAACAAUACUUGUAUUUCUAUUCAUAGCAGAAAAUCCAACAUUCAAUAUCAAUGGAAAACUUCCAUUUAUUUUCCCAGAUAAUAUGGUUUAUUUGUCUUUAAAUAACUUAGGUCUUGUUGAAUUUCCAAUUUUACCAAAAGAUAUUAAUACAUUAAUAAUUGUUGGUAAUAAUUUUGUUAUAAAUGGUCCAAAACCAUUACCAGAUCUUUCAUCUUAUAAAAGUCUGGCACAAGUUCAACUUACUAAUACUGGUUUCAGUGGACCAAUUCCUGAAAGCUAUUGUUUGUUUGUAAACUAUUUAUCAAAUAAUAAUUUAAAUGGAAAACUUCCAAUGUGCAAAUCUUGUUAUUUAAAUCCAUAUUUUGAUGACUAUAGAAAUAAUCCUAAUUUAGAUUAUGGAGUUUGUGACGAAAGUUCGAUCAUUCCUAAUUUCGAUAUAUCUUUUGAAAAAGAAAUAACUAUAUAUGGAGAAAAUAUCGGGUUGAGUUUACCCCAAAUUUUCAAUUAUCCAAUUGCAUUUUCAACUAUCAAAGGAAACUCAAUGUUUAAAGGAAAAUGGAAUGAUAUGUGGGGCCAAAUUCCAGAUACUGUAGUAGUUUCUUUAUCGCCAAGAAAUUUUACAUUUAAUACAAAAAACUUAUUACCAUCAUUAAAUAAUAUUACAAAAUCAAAUCUCCAAUUUAUUUUUGAAGGUUCAAACUUUUCAUAUAACAAAAAUGAUUUUGAAAUUAAAAUUGCAAAUGAAAUUUGUUUAAUUUCAUCGAUAACAUUUAAUAAAAUCAUUUGUAACUUCCCAAAUCAAAAAGUAUUACCUGUCAAAAAUGAUGUCCCAACAACUAUUAAGAAUACUAAAUCUGGAGAAUUCAUUUCAUUUACUAUUAAUACACUCGAAGAUAAAACAACAGUUGCAAAAGAAUGCCCAAAUCAAUGUAUUGAGGGUAUUUGUUCAAUUAACACUGGUACAUGCAUAUGCAAUCCGGGCUAUAGUGGUGAAACAUGUAGUCCCAUACCAUGUAAAUCAAACUGUGGUACUCAAGAAGGUAGAGGCGAAUGUAAUGGUAAAGUAGGUGUAUGUGUUUGUAAUCUAAAAUGGAAAGGUGAGUCUUGUGAAAUACCAAGUCAAUUUUUAACAUCAGCUUCAUCAACAUUGUCAUCGGGCGGUUUAGUUAAUUUAUAUGGUUGGUUUGGAUCACCAAAUGAAGGUUUGACAAUUACAAUUGGUUCUUUAAAUUGUCAAAUACAUUAUUAUAAUACAACUUUUGCAAAUUGUACUAUUGGUGCAGGAUCAGGUACUAAAUCAAUAAAGAUUAUUCAAAACAAUCAAGAAUGGAUUGGUGAAAAUAUGUUCCACUAUACAGAAACAACAUAUAGAUGUCCAAAAGACUGUUCUUUAAAUGGAGUUGCAAAUGGUGAAUGCAAUAGCUCUUCAGGUCAAUGUAAAUGUUUUAUUGGUUGGGGUGGAUAUGACUGUAAUUCAAAAUCGACAACUGGAGGUUCGACAUCAACUAGUUCGGGAUCAUCUACACCAACACCAACAAAAUCACCAGAAAUUGAAAUCCCUGAAUCAAAUACAACCAUCAAUAAUGGUUCAAGUUCUAUUAGUAAUCAACAAACAACUUACGAAAUAUCAAUUUUAUCACUAAUUGAAUAUGAUGUCACUGAUACAAUAGUUAUUACACAUAACCUAACUAACAAAUGGAUCAGCAUAGGAGAUACUGAUAAGAAUAUUCAUAAAUUCAAUCAAAAUAUUUCAGAAACAUGCAGAAUAACAUAUAUUAUUGAAGAUAUCAAAGAAUCGAGAGAUUAUGAAUUUGCAGGUUUACAAUUAACUUUAGAAAAAGAUUCAAUUAAAAUAACAGUAAACAUCGACAACUAUCCAUUUACAAGUGCAUUAAAUAAAUUACAACUCAGAUUAGAAUCUUUAGUAGGUGAUAAUGGUGCAAAUUUCGAAAAUAAUCAAUGCAACAAUAAAGAAACGUCUAUUGAUAAAGACUUAUUAGAUAAUAAUCAAUUAUUAAACUAUAUUACAAUUUCAAAAAAUGAAAAAGUAUUAUAUGGUAGAUUUAUAAACAGAGUAUUAAGUGAUCACAGACAAUCAUUUAUUACAACAUCAUUAAUUUCAAAUACCACAACAACAUCAGCAAAUAAAGAAUCAUUUAUUAUUGGAUUAAAUUUACCAUAUUUCACAGAAUCAUUAAGCAUCGAUCCUGAUUUUUCAGUACUAGUAUCCCCAUCGUUCAAGAAAUGCAAAUCAAAUGAUCGUGCUAAAUGGGUUUUACCUGUUGCCAUUGUUGUACCUUGUGUUGCAGUUUCUGCCAUUAUAAUAACAAGUUCUAUUUUAUUCAAAAAAAACCGAACAACUCUAUUACUAGCCAAAAACAAACUAGUGUCACAAUUCAAAACACAAGAACUAUAUAUGCCAAGAGAAGAGGAAUUAAAAUCAAAUAAUUUGUAA